Messenger RNA from Xiphias gladius (swordfish), 1683 nucleotides. It is a transcript of the gene tmem218, whose product is annotated as transmembrane protein 218. The record is from RefSeq and is a predicted model, not a curated record. Bases 382 to 729 code for a protein of 115 amino acids. Lineage: Eukaryota; Metazoa; Chordata; Actinopteri; Istiophoriformes; Xiphiidae. The transcript has 3 exons.
AAGCUUCGAGUUCAUUUAUCCAAUUACACUCUAGUUUGCUGUUACCAGGAUCCAGCAGACGCGAUGGGAAAAGCUUAACCUAUCCAUCGUACUGAAUAUUCUUUAAUAGAAGGAGGUUAUGGGCAGCAUACAAAACUGCGUACCGGACACCAUAAUACAUUUUUCACUAAGCAUGCAACUGUCGGUCUCACCAUAGCAGCGCUAGCUAACUAACCCACAGAGCGGUAGGAGAGUUAGCGCUAGCCACUGUGGCUACACCUUUACUAUAGCAUUGCUUAAUAAUGGCACGAACAUUAGUCGUAACAUGAUAUUCUACACAUCACCGAUAAACUGCCAACUCUGUCGAGUAAACUACCCAGAAACUUCAACUGCUUAACAAAAAUGGCAAAUACUGUGUUGGAAGUUGGUACGGGCGUUUUCGUCGUUGCGGUCGUUUGGAUUGCGGCGGUUGUGUUUGGGAUGAUGCUGCUGAGAGCAUCUGGAUCAACAAAGUUAGGAGUUAUUCCCAUUUUUCUCCUGGCUCUCACCAUCACUCUGGCACUGGUCUUUUUCCCUCGCAGCCCAGAGACAACCCCCCCCUUCAAAGAGAUAGAGAUAGUGGACACUUUGUUCAUCGGCCGUUAUGUGCUGCUGGCGGUGGUGAGCGCAGUCUUUCUGGUGGCGUUCUUCAUGCUACUGCCCUUUCAUUUCCUGGAGCCAGUCUAUGCCAAGGCCUUAAGAACACACUAGAGCUGCUAGGGUCAGGGUUGGCACCAGGAUCACAUCACUGAUGUAUACAACUUAAGACAAACAAGGCCUGGCGAGAGGCCCCCGUCAUGUGGAAACAGAUUACAGAAUGCAUCCCAAACAGAAACAGCAGGAGAGCCAGUGUUUUUCUACAUGGCCAACUGCUUGCUGGUUGUUGACUGUUUAUGCACAACCAACAGAAAUGAGAUAUCCAACAGUAACAGUGUUUAUUUAUAUUUGUAUCAUUUAAUACAUGGGAUGAAUAAAUAGUUUUUAUUUGAUGUGUGUAAAGCACUAAAGUAAUUCCUAGUCAACCAACACUGGAAUACUCCAUUCACCUUUUAAAAAGGAAAUCAGAUAACUUACAUUGCCAGCGUGAUUUUAUUUUUCUUUUAUUACUGGACCUCCUAAUAUGUUGGUUCCUGAACUAUUGUCAAGGUGAGGCAACAAGUUAUGGUGUUAGUGUCAGUACAUGAGACAAAUUUUAACGCAGUGACCCAGUGUGCUAAGUCAAAGUUUUUUACUAAAAUUAGCCUGUAGACUGGAGAUUGCAUUAGUGUCUCUUCAACUGGAGUGACUGAUGAACAAUGUUAAUAUAAGUGUUUUUGUUUUUUUACUGUAGCUAAUUUGAAUGAUGCCAAUAAAUGCAUAACUUGACCUCAGUGAUAACCUGAGCACAUUUAUUGUUUUUUUACAGCUUGACAGCAAGUGUGUCAGCAUCAUCACUAACAGAAAACAUGAUAUAAUAUAGUAUGACACACCAAAGCAGCUGACACACUGCAUUUGUAUUACUAACAAUAUUAUUUAGUGUUUUCAGAUCCAUAGAUACAUUCAUACAUUAAUAUGUAAUACUGGUUAUGGUCAGCAAGAUGUGCUACUCAUUUUAAUUGACAACUAGAUUUUUACGGUUUUGUUCUGAAUUGAUAAAAAUGGACUGAAGAAAGCAAAUUUUGCCUU